Molecule: messenger RNA, 393 nt
Organism: Bipolaris sorokiniana ND90Pr
Lineage: Eukaryota; Fungi; Ascomycota; Dothideomycetes; Pleosporales; Pleosporaceae
Exons: 1
Coding region: 121-369 (82 amino acids)
Source: RefSeq, a predicted model, not a curated record
UACCAGAGUGCCCAGCUGCCUAGGUACUCGGGGUUCCGGUUAUCCAUUCAACUUUCGUCCGUAUAGUAUGCGUAUCCCUUACAGUGCUUAGUAGCUGCCAGAAGCCACGAUGCACGUCACAUGCACUCAUCUGCCACUCGCUUCCACUCUUUCACACGCAUCUCCGCCUCUGACCGUCUCAUUACGACACGGUCCAGGCUCAUCGCACACUCAUCCUCAAUGGCAGAUCCAAAUCCCCGAUUACAAACACUGCUGCCAGCGUCUUGCUGUAGGGCGCGCGGGAUUGGUGGAGUCGUCGGCUUUGUCAUGUGUGCUGAAAAAUGCCAUCUGACAAAGCCGCUAAUUAGCAAGCCUUGCAUGAACCGCUAGACUCCCAAACACAUUACUGUUCCU